Molecule: messenger RNA, 411 nt
Organism: Echinostoma caproni
Lineage: Eukaryota; Metazoa; Platyhelminthes; Trematoda; Plagiorchiida; Echinostomatidae
Source: the annotation of a GenBank genome assembly
AUGGGCUCCUGUGUUGAACAUAAUUUUUAUGUGGACGACUUCCUGGGAUCAUUUGAUAGCAUCGAAGAAGCAGUUCGACACAUUAGGGAUUUUUCCAAGUUACUGCACAUGGGAGGGUUCAAGUUGACUAAAUGGAUGUCCACCAAUCGUCGCGCAAUCGAUUGCAUCCCAGUUGAUGUGCGGGCACCGAGUCUUCGUGAAUUGCAGGGUAGUCCGUUACCAACAGAUAGAGCACUUUGUGUGCAAUGGGACUCGGAGAAAGACGAGUUCUUGUUCCAACUCCAGUUACUUGAGACGACGGCGACUCGCAGAGAGAUUCUGUCUUCGUUGGUCAGCCUUUACGAUCCAAUGGAGUUCGUCGCACCGUGGCUACUGCCGGGCAAGAUUCUGCUGCAGGGCCUCUGUAGAUAA